GGCACUGCUUGUUGCUCUCCCCCCCCCCCCGCUCUAUUCUCUGUUCCUAUGUCUGUGUGUCCCCUCCCCCAGCUCUCUCUCUUUCUCUCUCUCUCCGAUUGUCUUUGUGCCGUCUUCUUCUUCUGAUUUACCUGCUGCGCCUGCAGCCAUGAGCGUUACAGCGUGCAUGGAUGAUGUGCAUCACAAGCUCUCUCUCCUCAACUACCCUCGCUCUUCCGCUCCUUCGCAAUCCCUGCUCUACGCUGGCUUAGAACGCUACGCACUCCUCGACUGGCUCUUCUUCAGGUUGCUCGGCGACAAGUCCCCCUUCACUCAACAAGACCUUCUUGGUGAAGGAGCAGACCGCGACGAAGAAGCUGCACGAAUUCAGUAUUUAGCCGAAAUUGCCAAAUACUUGGGAUUAACUCCCACAGUAGACCCAGAUGCAAUCCAGGGGAAAGGGAGCUAUGAAAGUCGAGCGGAAAUGCUUCACUUGAUCGUCGAGCUGGUUGAAGCAAGCAGCGUUACUGACAACCCUGAGUGGAGUGUUGAUGAUCAAGUGGCUAAGGACAUCCUCCUUGUCGAUGCUAUCGCCGAAAAACAGACUCAAGUCUUCUCAGAUGAAUGCAAGCUCUUUCCCGCGGACGUGCAAAUCAUGUCCAACAUCGCAAUGCAUGACAUAACAGACUUGGAACGCCAGCUCUCGGAGCAGGUGAAGUCCGUAGAGCGAUUGCAAUCUUCAGUUGCUGAACUGUCUGCUAAGCAAAGUUAUAAUCCCAAUGAAGACUACGUGGAUGCUGAAAUAGAAUUGCGGGCACGGCUAGCGACGUUCCUAGAUUCAGCAAAGUCCUUCAACAUAAUCUAUGCCAAGGAAAUUCGGCCAUGGACGCAUAUGAUGGACGUUCCCCAGCUUCAUGGACUUGGACCUGCUGCAAAUCGAUUGCUGGAUUCUUAUAGCCAAUUGCUUAAGCUCUUACGAAAUUUGCAAAAAAUGCGCGAUUCAUAUUCGGCUGUUGCCGCGGGAUCUGAUGUCGCUAAUGACGCGAUCUCAGCAUCCACAGAGGAAUCCUCCCUAGUGAAGCUGGUAGCUGAAUGCGAAGAAGCCCUACUACUUCUGAACAAUGGGCUUAGCAUACUUUCGCUGUCACUUGAGCGUGACUACAUUGGAGGAAUACAUACUGAUAAGCCAGCCUCUCCGUUGUGACUGAUAUCAAUGAGAGGAACCUAAGUGAUCAGCUUUCUAAGAGUGUCAGGUAUUUUAAUGCGGUAGCUACUUCUCAGAUGCAUUUUGCAGUGGCUCCCUUUUGAACUCGUCAUUUUGAGUUCUCCUUGGCACUGAUAUUUCAUGGUCAUGUAUUGGUUUCGGAUCCUAUAUAAGUGCAUAUUCUGUAUUGUAAUGAUGGAUUACUACAGAGGGGUGUUGGUUUUCUCUGGUCACUCUUUUCUUAGAGGCUGGAACUUGACUUGAGAAGGAAUCGCCCCUAGGGAUUCACCUUCAUAAUCUAUACAGAAUGAAAGAACGCGCUUAAACUGGAGAGCACCAAUGUGACACAUUAUUUAUAGGUUAAGAAGCUAGUAUUAGCACUUUAGUGUAACCAUCAACAAUGUUAGUGUCGCUGGUUUCUGUGAGUUUUGUCUCCGCUGUUCUUCUUGGUUUCUGUAACGUCCUCUGUUCUAAGGAUACUAAACUAUACAAUACAAUGGGUGAUACUGACGUAGUAUCUUAUAUAGAA
Physcomitrium patens is the source of this 1712-nucleotide messenger RNA. RefSeq names its product AUGMIN subunit 7. Gene Ontology annotation, cellular component: HAUS complex. Gene Ontology annotation, biological process: spindle assembly; microtubule organizing center organization. The record is from RefSeq and is a predicted model, not a curated record. NCBI's taxonomy places the organism in Eukaryota, Viridiplantae, Streptophyta, Bryopsida, Funariales, Funariaceae. Gene Ontology annotation, molecular function: microtubule minus-end binding.